Molecule: messenger RNA, 1641 nt
Organism: Scylla paramamosain (green mud crab)
Lineage: Eukaryota; Metazoa; Arthropoda; Malacostraca; Decapoda; Portunidae
Product: protein amalgam-like
Exons: 9
Coding region: 114-1373 (419 amino acids)
Biological process (GO): homophilic cell-cell adhesion; synapse organization
Cellular component (GO): neuronal cell body; plasma membrane; axon
Molecular function (GO): axon guidance receptor activity
Source: RefSeq, a predicted model, not a curated record
AGAAGAAAUACACAACCAUUCACUUUCUAAUACAUUUCCUUCACUCCUUCCCUCCAGGCGUGGCCAGCCAGGUGUCCAGAAGGCCUCGCUCGCCGUGGGAGAAGGUCGCCGUCAUGCCCACCGCCCCGCCACGCCCGCAGUUCACGGAGGAGGUGGCUAACCUUACUGUGGUCAUAGGGAGGGAAGGAACCAUGCGCUGCUCCGUCAAGAACCUCGGGAACCACCAGAUCGCGUGGAUAAGGGCGGACACCCAGACACUGCUGAGCAUCUCCAACACGAUGAUCUCGCGCAACUACCGCAUCAAGGUGUACCACAGCGACAACAGCACGUGGUUCCUGCACCUGGAGAACGUGAGCCUCACUGAUCGCGGGGACUACAUGUGUCAGAUCAACACGGUGCCGCCCAUCUCCAAGCAAGGCUACCUGGAGGUGGUGGUUCCCCCUGAGAUCUUGGACGAGGAGACGAGUACUGACGUGGAAGUGAAGGAGGAUGCGCCUGCUCAGCUGAGGUGCGGCGCCAAGGGUUACCCAGCACCUGAGAUCACCUUCAUGAAAGAGGGCUCGGGGCAGGUGCGCUACGCGACCAAAGGUCUGCCGGGCGCUGUAGCCUCCAGCAACACCGUGGACUCUGACGGCCUGAAGAAAACGACGGCAGUGCUUUCCUUCGACACCGUGACGCGCGGGGACAUGGGUCACUACCUCUGCAUCGCCAGCAACUCCGUCCCGCCCACCAAGAGCAAGAGAAUGGUGCUCAAUGUGCGAUACCGUGAGCCCGCCGUGUUCGUGAGUCACCAAAUGAUCGGGGCUUACCUCGGGGACUCUAUCACCAUCAACUGCACCGUGAAGGCGUACCCGCGGCCCGUGGUCUUCUGGCAGGACAGCACUGGCAAGAUCAUCAUUUCAAAUGAUCGGUUCCGCGUGAAGGAGAUGUUGGUCGGGUACAGUCCGCCGGAGAUCUUGACGAUGCUGACCAUAUCUGACAUCAAGGCGGAGGAUUUCACCACCUACCGCUGCAACGCCUCCAUUGACAACGACAAGACGAGGGAGAAGAGCCUGGCCGUGCAGCUGAGCGAGAUCUCGCGACCUUCCACCGAGUCUUCCGUCAUCUUCAAAGUGGCCCGCCAACCGAAAAACUUGCAGAAGCCCAUGUCCAAACAAAAGCAAAUUAACGGGAUUGGUGACCGGUACGAGAAACCGACUCACCUCGCCCCCGGCUUCCCAGAUAUUUUCUCCCAACCGAGCCACGGCCUUCCUAACUAUGGCCAGGGUCCGCCAGCCUCUUCCGGCAACAGAUCAUGUAGCUGUACAAAACUCCUCUACCUUCUCAUUGGCUGGUGGCUCCUCCCUGGGGCGGUGAGGGGCGCGGCAGCAUGAUGGAGGGACGGAAGGUGAAGGAGACCCCGCUCCCCCCGCUGCGUGUUAUAGCUUAGGUGGUGGUGGUGGUCAAGAGGACCGGGUAAUGACAGACGACUGUAGUAGUAGUAGUAGUAGUAGUAGUAGUAGUAGUAGUAGUAGUAGUAGUAGUAGUAGUAGUAGUAGCAGCAGCAGCAGCAGCAGCAGCAGCAGCAGCAGCAGCAACAACGACAAAUACAACAGCAACAACAACAACAACAACAACAACAACAAAAACAACAACAAAAAC